Messenger RNA from Cuscuta epithymum, 1136 nucleotides. The record is from the annotation of a GenBank genome assembly. NCBI's taxonomy places the organism in Eukaryota, Viridiplantae, Streptophyta, Magnoliopsida, Solanales, Convolvulaceae.
CGGUCUCUUAAAAUCGUCAAAGUCAUACUUGGGACACCCCUGUAAUUUCAUCACGUACCAACCCAUAAAAUAAGCAGCUCUUGGACGCGGAGGUCGAAAUACCGACACUAACCACGGCUCUAUAGUCCCUGCUGGCCGCCGCUUUCCCUUCAGCUGACGAGCCGUCCUCUUCUUUAUUCUCCGGCAAGCAGGCAUCUUCUUAGCGAUGGAGUACGUUAGCCCCGAAGGUCUUCGCUUGGAUGGUCGCCGUCCCCUCGAGAUGAGGCAACUUCGUGCUGAAAUAGGUGUGGUUGCCAGAGCCGACGGUUCUGCUGUCUUUGAAAUGGGUAACACCAAAGUCAUUGCUGCUGUUUAUGGUCCCAGGGAGGUUCAAAACAGGAGCCAGCAAAUUAACGACCAAGCUUUGGUUCGUUGUGAGUAUAGUAUGGCUAACUUCAGCACUGGUGAUCGGAUGAGGAAGCCAAAGGGUGACAGGAGAUCCACUGAGAUAUCUCUAGUUAUUCGUCAAACAAUGGAAGCUUGCAUUUUGACUCAUCUAUUGCCUCGUUCUCAGAUUGACAUUUUUGUUCAAGUUAUCCAAGCAGAUGGAGGUACAAGAUCGGCAUGCAUAAAUGCCGCCACGUUGGCACUUGCUGAUGCUGGGAUACCUAUGCGUGAUAUUGUUACUUCAUGUAGUGCUGGAUAUCUAAACAGUACCCCUCUUCUUGAUCUUAACUAUGUAGAAGACAGUGCUGGUGGCCCUGAUGUCACUGUUGGGAUUCUGCCUAAGUUGGAUAAAGUUACCCUUUUGCAGAUGGAUGCCAAAUUAUCAUUGGACACUUUCGAAAAUGUGAUGCAACUAGCAACAGAGGGCUGCAAAGCAGUGGCAAACUACAUCCGUGAAGUGUUAUUGGAAAACACCAAACAGUUGGAAUGCCGUCGAGGUGUAUAGACUUUAAAAAUAGAACUAUAUUUAUGAUGAUUAUAAUCGUGGAGAAAGUGGUGUCGAGGGCCAAGGGAGGUUUUGUGCUCACAAAAAUACUUGUACCUAGUGAAUUCAUCUGUAUUGGAAUUUAGAUUUAAACUCCAUGUUAUUACAUUUCUCGAUCAAAGCUGUUGUUAAAAUUGUUUAGCUUUUUUGAUACCCAUCUUUAUCG